UUUGUAAAGUAAAGAGUAUUACAUCAAAUUUUAUUAGUAACCAUGAGUGAUUUAGGAUUUGACCCUACUUUGAAGAAGAAGAAGAAGGCCAAGAAGACCGACGAGGGCGAGGCCGGUGCCGCUGAUGCCGCCAGUCCUACCCCUGAAAUAGAUGACAUGUUCGCAGGCUUGAAGAAAAAGAAGAAGUCCAAGACUACCGAUGAUGCCUCUGGUUCUCCAGCUGCUGAUGACUUGUCUGCCUCCCUUGGCGACCUCACAUUGAAGAAGAAAAAGAAGAAGUCUGUGAAGAGUGCUGACGCCACCGAUUUCGAACAACAAUUGGAAGAAGCCGGUGUAGAAGACUCCGUUGUGACCACUGAAGAAACCUCCGACAAGCCAGAAAAGAGCUCUGUGGGCGGCUUAGCCUACGAAACGCUCUUGUCACGUUUCUUCUCCAUCUUAAAGCAAAAUAACCCAGAACUAGCAGGUGAUAGAUCAGGGCCAAAGUUUAGAAUCCCACCUCCAGUCUGUCAAAGAGAAGGUUCUAAGAAGACCUUGUUUGCCAACGUACAAGAAAUUGCCACCGUUUUGCAAAGAUCCCCAGAGCAUUUAAUACAGUUUUUGUUUGCCGAAUUGGGUACCUCUGGUUCCAUCGACGGUGAAAAGAGAUUGAUCUUGAAGGGUAAGUUCCAGCCCAAGCAAAUGGAGUCCGUGUUGCGUAGAUACAUCAUCGAGUACGUCACCUGUAAGACUUGUAAGUCCAUGAACACCGAGUUGAAGAGAGAGUCUGCCAACAGAUUGCAUUUCUUGAGUUGUAAGGCUUGUGGAUCCACCAGAUCUGUUUCUUCCAUUAAGACCGGUUUCCAAGCACAAAUCGGUAGAAGAAAGAGGGCUUGAUCUGUGUAUAGUAUGUCAUAGAAUGAACA
Molecule: messenger RNA, 905 nt
Organism: [Candida] anglica
Lineage: Eukaryota; Fungi; Ascomycota; Pichiomycetes; Serinales; Debaryomycetaceae
Source: the annotation of a GenBank genome assembly